Molecule: messenger RNA, 828 nt
Organism: Trichoderma citrinoviride
Lineage: Eukaryota; Fungi; Ascomycota; Sordariomycetes; Hypocreales; Hypocreaceae
Exons: 1
Coding region: 1-828 (275 amino acids)
Source: RefSeq, a predicted model, not a curated record
AUGUCCUUUACAAAGACGUAUUUCCUGUGUCCGACAUCCGACUUCAUCCAUCCACCACCGGCUGGCCCGCUAUGCCUUGGAGCUAUAAUCCGGUCCACGUCAACGCCGCAAUACCCUCUAAAUAGUUCGGUCGUUGCCGUGCCUGAAGCAAAUCCGCCCGUCGUGGAAACGGAUUGGAAGAAGACCGUUUCAACUGAGACGGGCCUCGGUCUGGGAGUCUAUGCACAGUUCCUGCAGGUGGUCACCGGUGGAAUCCCCGUUGGUCCCGAGGUGAACGCUGAGCACACGAGCAAAGCCGCAAAUACCUUUGCCUUUGACUCGAUGACGACCCUGGCAUUUGAGCCGACACAAGAAUAUGUACAAGAAGCCAUCAAGGCACCCACCGUGCAGUCGUGGCUGAGGGAACCCAAGCAGAGGUUUUCACCCGUGUGCUCGCUCUACCUCGUCACGGGCAUGAAGCUCGUCAAGGGCGCGAGAAUCAAGUACUCGACUUCGCAGAGCGCGACGGUCACGGGCAGAUUUGGCAUCGACGUGCCCCAGCUUGGGACGACCUUUGGCCCAAAAGGCCACUGGAGCAGCGCGAGCGACGAUGAGACGGAGUUUAAUCGCGAGGCCGAAUUUGUCUUUGCGUUUCGGGUCAAAAGACUCAGGUUUGGGCGGAAGCUAAAGCUUGAAGAGUACAACAAGGGUGCUUUUCUGGCCAUUGGCGGAGAUUCAGAAGAUGGCGUGUCUGUUCUCGUUGAGGACGUGGAUGGUUCUGAAUUUCAGACUGCAAAGGCCGUUCCUGAUGUGACCGAGCACGGAAGGGUCUACUGUGUCCCUGCAUAA